This is a messenger RNA of Mirounga angustirostris (Northern elephant seal), 1927 nucleotides long. RefSeq names its product zinc finger and SCAN domain-containing protein 32-like. The record is from RefSeq and is a predicted model, not a curated record. Gene Ontology annotation, molecular function: DNA-binding transcription factor activity, RNA polymerase II-specific; RNA polymerase II cis-regulatory region sequence-specific DNA binding. Lineage: Eukaryota; Metazoa; Chordata; Mammalia; Carnivora; Phocidae. Gene Ontology annotation, biological process: regulation of transcription by RNA polymerase II.
AUGCUCCUGGCCAUCCUGUGGGAUGCUCAACAUCAUGAGAAACUCCAGACUCGUGAGCACAGCCAGACCUACAGGGCGGUGGCAGGACGACUCCGGGAGCAGGGCUUUCUGCGGACCCCAGAGCAGUGUCGCACCGAGUUCACCAGCCUGCCGUCGAGGUACCACAAGGGGAGGGCAGGCCGUGUGCCUGAGCCUUGUGUCCUCUGUGAGGCCCUGUCAAGCUCCUGGGCCUCUGCACCCACGGUGGCAAGCGGUGCUGUUCCUGGCCAAGAAGGAAGGGCUGCAGAGCCCGGAGAGCUGAGUCAGCAGAACGGGGAGCCCACAGAGGUCGGAGAAGGGGCCCGGGCAGAUGGUGCAGCCGGGGAUGAGCAGGACUUCCGGGAUUCUGGCCGGGAAGUUUCCUCAUUGUUCUGUUCUUUCUCCAUACUCCCGUGUCUUUCUGUUCCCUCCAGUCUUGAGAUCAAGAAUAAAACUAAAACAGAGAAUCAGAAAUGGGAUGAUUCAGGGCAAGCAGAAGUGAAGAAGGCCCUAUGGAGAAAGUCUAGUGAAAUUUUUUGGCACCCCGAGCCCAAGAGAGGCCAGAAGGGUGAGCCUGAGCCAAGAGGGCAACGUAGACUUUCUCCAGGGGAGCGUGCACGGAGACCCCUAUCCCAGGACAGGCGGAGUCAGCAGACUCUCCGUGCUGGUGAGAAGGCCUGGGCGCAUGUCCCGAGUAGGGGAGACUACUCUCAGGGCUCUCCCUGUCACCACCAGCCAGUCCCCAAAUUGGAAAAAACAUCUAAGUGCCAGCAGUGUGGGAAAAGCUUUAGCCAAGGUUCUUACCUCAUUCGGCAACAGAGAAUCCACACAGGAGAGAAGCCUCACAAGUGCAGUGAAUGUGGGAAAGGCUUCAGUGAGCGCUCCAACAUCAUUGCCCACCUAAGGACGCACACGGGGAGACCCUACCGCUGUGGGGAAUGUGGGAAAAGCUUCAACCAGAGCUCCAGCCUCAUUGUCCACCAGAGGACCCACACUGGCGAGAAGCCUUACGAGUGCGCUGUCUGUGGGAAGAGAUUUAACAACAGCUCCCAGUUCAGCGCUCACCGGCGAGCCCACACCGGGCAGAGCCCCCCCUCCACCCCAGCGCACUGUGGGAAAAGCUUCAACAACGGCGCCCACGGCCAUGCCCACCAGAAGACACACACCAGGGAGAAGCCGUACAAGUGCCCUCGGAGUGAGAAAAGCUUCCCCAAGAAUCCCGUCCUCAUCCACCAUCAGGGGGCACACAGAAGACACACUCACACCCCAAGAAGGGACGCAUGCUGCGAUUGUGUAGGAAAGCCAACAGAUCAAUUCCCUAGUUUGAGUCUCUCCUGGAGCUUCCAUUGGCUUGUGGAGGCUUCUGCCAGCCAGUCUGUGGCUCAGCAGGAGACCUACAAGUGGAUCUCAAGAACCACAGCGGGACUAGGAAUCAGCAUUAGAGUGCUGAGCUCUCUUUCUAGGUCUGCCUGUGACCCCCAGUCCUGUGUCACCAUGGACUUCCAUCCGCUUUGGAUCCUGUGGGGUAACCUUGUUCUGAAAAGAGAAUGGGUGGCUAGUGGCCUGGGAACUGUUCCUGGGGCAGGUCAGAGAAGAAAUUUUUUGGGCUCAUGGGAAGCACAUCUAGAAGUGAAUGGCCUCGACGUAUCCUAAACCAAUAAUGACCUCUAGGCACCUGCUCUCUGGUACGUCUACCUCAGAGUAGGUCACUGCUCUGUACUCCAGUCACCCAGAAAAGACAGCAAAGCAGGAGGGACAGCUUCAGCCACAGGGUACCACUACUCUAAGUGACUUAAUCUCAGAGCAAGUGUGACAUCUGGGUUCCUCUUUCUAAGAUUUCUCCUCUAGAUCACUCCCAUCCAGGUUCCUGGUCUUGGGUCUUACAUUUAAUGGUUUCAACAGGUUUAUA